GAGCAAUCCACCAUGCCUGAAGUUAAAGACCUUUCGGAAGUUUUGCCAGAGACAUCGAUGGACCCCAUCACAGGAGUUGGGGUAGUGGCUUCCCGGAACCGAGCCCCAACGGGCUAUGAUGUAGUUGCACAGACGGCAGAUGGUGUGGACGCUGACCUCUGGAAAGACGGCUUAUUCAAGUCCAAGGUUACGAGAUACCUGUGUUUCACAAGAUCGUUUUCCAAAGAAAAUAGUCAUCUAGGGAAUGUGCUAGUGGACAUGAAGCUCAUUGACAUCAAGGACACGCUGCCUGUGGGCUUCAUCCCCAUCCAGGAGACGGUGGACACACAGGAGGUGGCUUUCAGGAAGAAAAGGCUGUGUAUUAAGUUCAUCCCCCGGGAUUCAACUGAAGCCGCCAUCUGUGACAUUCGGAUCAUGGGCCGGACCAAGCAGGCACCUCCUCAGUACACGUUCAUUGGGGAGCUGAACAGCAUGGGGAUCUGGUAUCGAAUGGGCAGAGUGCCAAGAAAUCACGACUCAUCUCAACCCACGACGCCGUCACAGUCGUCAGCUGCUUCCACCCCAGCCCCCAACCUUCCCAGGCACAUCUCUCUGACACUGCCUGCCACCUUCCGAGGCAGGAACAGCACCCGGACGGACUACGAGUACCAGCACUCCAAUUUGUAUGCCAUAUCAGCAAUGGAUGGUGUGCCUUUUAUGAUUUCAGAGAAGUUUUCGUGUGUUCCAGAAAGUAUGCAGCCCUUUGAUCUCUUGGGAAUCACCAUCAAAUCUCUAGCAGAAAUUGAGAAGGAGUACGAGUACAGCUUCCGCACAGAGCAGAGCGCCGCCGCCAGGCUUCCGCCCAGCCCCACACGGUGCCAGCAGAUCCCUCAGUCCUGAGGUGCCAGCGGCCUCCUCGGGGAGAAGAUGCCUCCACCUGGUGCCCACACUACUGACAGGGCGGCUGGGGCUGCAGGCCGCUCCCCUCCCUCACCCGCCUCCUGCCGCCCUUCCCACCAGCCACCCCCUCCCACGCCACCAUACCCGGGCAGCCGAGCGGUCCUGUGUGGUCGCCAGCCUGCCUGGUGGGGCUCCCAGCCUUCUUGGGGAUGUUGUCUGUAAUCGCAACUAACCUGCGUGCCGUAGUGACCGCAACACCCAGCGUGUCUGUCAGACGAGUCGUCCUAGAGAUACCUUACUUUCCCCC
This is a messenger RNA of Fukomys damarensis (Damara mole-rat), 1186 nucleotides long. RefSeq names its product multivesicular body subunit 12B (gene Mvb12b). The transcript is spliced from 9 exons. Gene Ontology annotation, biological process: viral budding; regulation of epidermal growth factor receptor signaling pathway; virus maturation. Gene Ontology annotation, cellular component: ESCRT I complex; late endosome. The record is from RefSeq and is a predicted model, not a curated record. The coding region runs from base 13 to 879 and encodes 288 amino acids. Lineage: Eukaryota; Metazoa; Chordata; Mammalia; Rodentia; Bathyergidae.